This is a messenger RNA of Myxocyprinus asiaticus (Chinese sucker), 2182 nucleotides long. It is a transcript of the gene oclnb, whose product is annotated as occludin b. The record is from RefSeq and is a predicted model, not a curated record. Gene Ontology annotation, biological process: bicellular tight junction assembly. The coding region runs from base 151 to 1542 and encodes 463 amino acids. Gene Ontology annotation, cellular component: bicellular tight junction; cytoplasmic vesicle; apical plasma membrane. The transcript is spliced from 9 exons. NCBI's taxonomy places the organism in Eukaryota, Metazoa, Chordata, Actinopteri, Cypriniformes, Catostomidae.
UCUUAGUAGUCAGAGGGCGUUUCUUGAAAUACUCCAUCCGAAAGGAGGGAGCAAGGCGUUUAAAAGGAUUGUUUACCAGCAUUGGAUACUUUCGGACGGCAAAAGAUAACCCUGUGAAGUUGUUUGCCUAAGAGCCUUAAAGUCAAAAUCAUGCGGGAAAAAUCAAGUCACCAUCCCCCAUAUGGCGGCAGACAUCGACACAGAUCCACCCAUCGCACAGCUUCUUACCACCCUGAUGAAAUGCUUCACUUUUAUCGCUGGACUUCACCCCCAGGUGUCAUGAAGAUUUUGUGCAUCAUCAUCAUCAUUAUGUGUGUGGCUAUGUUUGCCUGCGUAGCCUCCACACUGGCAUGGGACUAUGAUGCAAGCGCUAUGGGAUUGGGUGGCCUUGGGAUGGGUUAUGGAGGCUACCAAGGCAGCUAUAGUAGUGGAACAUAUGGUGGUGCUGGAUAUGGUUCUGGAGGAAGUGGAAGUGCUGGAGGAUAUGGCUAUGGCGGAGGCACAUAUAUGGAUCCCAAAUCAGGCAAGGGCUUCAUCAUCGCAGUUGCGGCAAUUACCUUCAUUGCGGUACUCAUCAUCUUCAUCUUGGUGGUGUCAAGACAGAACGCUUCACAGUCUCCUGCGUUCUAUCUGGCCUCCAUCAUUAUUUGUGCUAUCCUGGCUCUGCUCAUGCUCAUUGCCACCUUUGUGUACUUGGUCGCUGUUAACCCCACAGCUCAGACCUCUGGAUCCAUGAUGUAUAAUCAGAUUUUGCAGCUGUGUGCACAAUACCAGAACCAAGAUCAGGCCUCUGGCAUCUUCAUCAAUCAGUACUUAUACCACUACUGUAUAGUGGAGCCUGAAGAGGCCAUUGCCAUAGUUCUUGGGUUCGUGGUGGUGAUUGGGCUGAUCAUCCUUCUGGUGUUUGCUGUAAAGACCAGAGGGCAGAUCAGGAGGUAUGGCAGGGAUCGUGUUCUGUGGCAUGAUGUGAAGACAAUCACUGAUGGGCUCACAUCUCAUGGCAUUGGGGAAUGGGUUAAAAAUGUGUCUGGAGAUCCAGAGGUUUUUGUCCAUGACCACAAUGAUCAAAUCGGUGUUUCACGGCCUAUGGUUCAAAGCAGAGAAGUCCAGAAACCACUGUACCUUCCAAGUAGUUCUGACUUGACAAGCUCUUUGAGUGGACUGAAGGGCAAACUAAGAGACUAUGACACUGGCGAUUCUGGAGAUGAGCUGGACACUGACUAUGACAAUGAGUAUCCUCCCAUCAUUAAUGAGAAGAAGCGGCUUGAGUACAAGAGAGACUUUGACAGAGACCACAUGGAGUACAAGCAUCUGCAAGCCGAGCUAGAUGAUAUUAAUCAUGGCUUGGCAGAUGUGGAUAAAGAGCUGGAUGACUUGCAGGAAGGCACCCCACAGUUCAUGGAUGCCAUGGAAGUGUACAACCGCCUCAAAAGCUUGAAGAAGUCUGCAGACUAUCAGAUGAAAAAGAAAAAGUGUAAACAGCUAAAAGCAAAACUCUCCCUUAUCAAAAGGAGGGUCAGCGACUAUGACCACAGACAAUAAAAAACCUCUGGCACUAGAAACUCAGGCAUCAUUUGGAACAGGAUGGUUUUGUUUGGGACUUCAUCUUUAUUUCUGUAUUAAUUAUCUUUAUCACUGUAUUGAUGUCAAGGAAUGUGUGGCUACAGUUUUAUAAAGUCAGGUUUCUGCUUUUGAGGUACCUAUUGAAGUAUUUUAUGUUAUUAUUUAAUGCUGGACUAUGUUGUCUCUUAACGUUUUAUCCUUUAAACAUUUUAGUCAAGUCAAGGCUAGUACAAGUAUCUUAAAUAUGAGCUGGACUCAGGACUUUAAUGUUCCUUUCAAAAGUGUGAAUUGUGUUUUUAAGAGUCUUUUGUUGUUGUUGUUGUAAUUUUAGGGAUUUUGUAUUUUGUCAGUCUCUGAGCAAAGCCAUUCUAGUGUAGUGUUUGUUGUUAUAAUGUUUAAUUGAAUCUUUCUUUUUCAAUCAAUUUCAAGCGCAUACCUGGAAGAAGUCCCACAGGUUGUGAAUUGUAGUGUAUAAUAAAGACUUUUUCAGACUGAUAGAAAAUCCAUUGAGAAUUAAUUGCUUAAUUCUUAUGGGACAGGCAAACGGUGUCUAUGAAGCUACAAUGAAAUGUACAUACUUUAUUUUUGUAUUUGUGCAUAUAAAAAUAAAACAGUACAA